CGCGGCAUUCGUGAAAAAAACUUCGUGGUAUUCGGACUUGACGUUCCUCUGUUCAAAGCAAAAAAAUUGUCGUGCAAGGAAAAUUUGAGAAAAAUUACAGAUUGAGUGUUAAUUCAUUCCAAAGGUGUUCUGAAAAUUUGUUGCUAUUUCGGUUUGCUUUUGAAUAAAGAUAUAGAAUAAAUAAAAUGGCUGGUGGUAAAGCAGGUAAAGAUUCUGGUAAAGCCAAGGCGAAGGCAGUAUCUCGUUCAGCACGAGCGGGUCUUCAGUUCCCUGUUGGCCGUAUACAUCGUCAUUUAAAGAGCCGCACCACAUCGCAUGGCCGCGUCGGUGCAACGGCUGCCGUAUAUUCUGCUGCAAUUUUGGAAUACUUGACUGCUGAAGUGCUCGAGUUGGCAGGCAACGCCUCAAAGGAUCUUAAAGUUAAACGUAUCACGCCGCGUCAUUUGCAGUUGGCUAUUCGUGGUGACGAAGAAUUGGAUAGUCUGAUUAAAGCUACCAUUGCUGGUGGUGGUGUCAUUCCACAUAUUCAUAAAUCAUUAAUUGGCAAAAAGGAGGACAAUGUUCAAGACCCGCAGAGAAAAAAUACUGUAAUUCUCUCCCAAGGGUAUUAAUUCUUAUUUUAAUAAUAACAUUCACUUCUUUUUUAACAACUUAUGAUAAUUUUCGUAUUGUUAUACAAGUAAUAUUAAUUAUCAUAUAAUUUUUUCUUAAAUGAAAAGCCUAACUUUAAAACAAUAUUUUACACGCAAAACGAAAAUUGAUGAAAGCUAAAAUAAAUAAAACAUAAAAUUGUCGAAAUUUAGAGAAGACCAAA
Messenger RNA from Rhagoletis pomonella (apple maggot), 814 nucleotides. RefSeq names its product histone H2A.v (gene His2Av). Bases 186 to 611 code for a protein of 141 amino acids. NCBI's taxonomy places the organism in Eukaryota, Metazoa, Arthropoda, Insecta, Diptera, Tephritidae. The record is from RefSeq and is a predicted model, not a curated record. The transcript has 5 exons. Gene Ontology annotation, cellular component: nucleosome. Gene Ontology annotation, molecular function: protein heterodimerization activity; structural constituent of chromatin; DNA binding.